Trichoderma citrinoviride is the source of this 507-nucleotide messenger RNA. RefSeq lists its product as hypothetical. Gene Ontology annotation, biological process: mRNA splicing, via spliceosome. NCBI's taxonomy places the organism in Eukaryota, Fungi, Ascomycota, Sordariomycetes, Hypocreales, Hypocreaceae. The transcript has a single exon. Gene Ontology annotation, cellular component: U2-type spliceosomal complex. The annotation marks the transcript as partial. The record is from RefSeq and is a predicted model, not a curated record.
AUGGGUGGCGGCGAUCUCAACUUGAAAAAGUCGUUCCAUCCCGGUCUGCGGCGGAACCAGCAGGCCGUCUACGAUGAAGAGCAGAAGGCCCUCGCCGAGCGCAAACGAACCCAGCAGCGCAUCAACGAGAUCAAAGAGGAGCGCGCAAAGGAGGAGAUUCAGAGACAGCUGGAAGCCGCUGGCGGCACCAAGCGGGUGGAUCGCGUCGACUGGAUGUACCAGGGGCCUACUGAUGGCCAGGCUGGAACAACGGAAGAAACAGAGGCUUACCUGCUGGGCAAGCGGAGGAUCGACAAUUUGAUCAAGGGCAACGAGCACAAGAAGCUCGAAAAGGCCGCCGGGCAGGACAGCUUCAUCGCGCUGCAGAAUGCCAACAGUGCGCGCGACACGGCGGCCAAGAUCCGCGAGGAUCCCCUGCUGGCCAUCAAGCGCCAGGAACAGGCCGCGUACGAGGCCAUGAUGAACGACCCUAUCCGACGGCGCCAGCUCCUUUCCUCUAUGGGCAUC